AUGGCUUUAUACUGUGCAAUAUCUAACGAGGUGCCAGAAGUGCCUGUAGUAUCUCCCUCUUCGGGAACAGUAUUUGAAAAGCGAAUAAUUGAAAAGUAUAUCAUAGAAAAUGGUGUCGAUCCUAUUAGCGGUAAAGAAUUACGAGUGGAAGACCUUAUCGAAAUAAAAACUCCAGCAAUAGUAAAACCCAAACCACCCAGUGCUACUUCCAUUCCAGCAACUCUAAAAAGUAUGCAAGAUGAAUGGGAUGCACUUAUGUUGCAUACAUUUACACAGAGGCAGCAGUUACAGACUGCGCGGCAGGAACUAAGUCAUGCUCUAUACCAGCAUGAUGCAGCUUGCCGUGUGAUAGCUCGUCUCACAAAGGAAGUAACAGCUGCCAGAGAGGCGCUUGCCACACUCAAGCCUCAAGCUGGAAUAGUGGCACCGCAGCCUGCUCAUGCGGUGGAGGCAGCGGCGUCGGGCGGCGGUGCGACGCCGGUGGGCAUGUCUGCGGAGGUGGUCUCGCGGCUGCAGGAGCGCGCCACGGCGCUGACGCAGGAGCGCAAGCGCCGCGGCCGCACCGUGCCCGAGGGGCUCGUGGCGCCCGACCAGAUACGCGCCUUCCUCACACUCGCCAGCCAUCCGGGUCUUCACUCAGCCAGUGUUCCUGGUAUCCUGGCCCUGGACAUCAACCCAUCGGACCACAGCCGCCUCCUCACCGGUGGUAAUGACCGGAAUGCGACCGUCUUCAACAAGGACACGGAGCAGGUGGUGGCCAUCCUCAAGGGUCACUCGAAGAAGGUCACCCGCGUUAUAUAUCAUCCAGAUGAAGACACUGUCAUCACAGCAUCUCCUGAUCACACUAUACGUGUUUGGAAUGUGCCUACUUCGCAGACGACGGUGGUGCUGCGAUCGCAUGAGGGCCCGGUGACGGGGCUGUCGCUGCACCCCACCGGCGACUACGUGCUGUCCACCUCCACCGAUCAGCACUGGGCCUUCUCUGACAUACGCACUGGCGUGCUGCUCACUAAGGUGAGCGAUGCGUCCGGCGUUAGUCUCACGACGGCACAGUUCCAUCCUGACGGCUUGAUCUUCGGCACGGGCACCGAGGACUCGCAAGUCAAGAUUUGGGAUCUCAAAGAGCAAAGCAACGUCGCCAACUUCCCAGGUCACGUGGGCCCUGUCACCUCCAUAUCCUUCUCUGAGAACGGUUACUAUCUCGCCACAGCAGCGGAGGACGCUUGUGUUAAAUUGUGGGAUUUGAGAAAGCUCAAGAACUUCAAAACAAUCCAGUUAGAUGAGGGCUAUGCCAUCAAAGAGCUGUGCUUCGACCAGAGUGGUACCUAUUUGGCUAUAGCCGGUACUGAUGUGAGGGUGUACUUGUGCAGACAGUGGCAGGAGCUGAAGGUGUUCAAUGAUCACACCGCCUCUGCCACUGGAGUCCGCUUCGGUAAGAAUGCCCAGUACCUGGCCUCCACUAGUAUGGAUCGUACACUUAAGUUAUAUGGCAUAGAG
Messenger RNA from Brenthis ino (lesser marbled fritillary), 1497 nucleotides. Lineage: Eukaryota; Metazoa; Arthropoda; Insecta; Lepidoptera; Nymphalidae. The record is from the annotation of a GenBank genome assembly.